CGAAAACGUCAACGAAAUUCUUGACAAAAAACGUUUACUAUUUUUGUUAUUUUGCUACGCAAAAAAUCAUUUCUUUUCUUUAAUUUAUAACAAAUACAAGAAUAAAUACAAUGUUAGGAUUAAAAAAUUAUGGCAACAGUUCAAGUUCAAGUGAUUCCGAUGAAGAUGCAUCAGAAGAAGCCAACAUUCACCUCAAACCAGUGGCAGAUCCAACGAAUUCCGUUGCCAAAACUCUCGCCGUUUGUGCAGCUCCCGAAGUCAUUCCCCACGGCGCGGUAGCUGUUCCUCGUGUCGUUGAUCCAUCUACAAAAGAAGUUCUCUACAAUCCUAAAUAUGAAGAACUUUUUACACCCGUGCAAGGUCCCGAAAAACCCAAUCAAACAAAUCAAGAACGUGCCGCCAAAAAUACACUCGGUGGCUAUUUGGAGAAAGCCCAUAUAAAUGCAUUUCAAUUUGAAAAUCAGCGUCGUACUUUUCAUACUUAUGGCUAUGCCAUGGAUCCAUCAACUGAUGAAACUGCCGAUGGUCAAAGUUAUGUGGGUGACUUGCAAGAAGCUUAUAAUACCGAUGGCAAAACGGUCUUUGAGUCACCCAAACCGAAGAAGAAACGAAAACAAGAGAAAAAUGAUUGCCCUGAAGAUAUCGAAGGUUUUCUUGGGCCAUGGGGAAGGUAUGAAAAUGAACAGAGUGUUGCCAAGCCAACGGAUGAGGAGAAAGCUGAAUUGGAUGAGAUUUUGGCGAAGCGACACAAACGCGGACGAAUUCCUGAGGAUAAACCACUCGAAGAGAAAUCUAUUUUACACAUUAAAGAUGCCGUUGACUAUCAAGGACGCUCCUACCUACACGCUCCUCAUGACGUCGGUGUUAAUCUACGAUCAAAUGUACCACCAACCAAGUGUUUUCUGCCAAAAGCUCACAUUCACACAUGGCAAGGGCAUACAAAGGGUAUAUCAUCGAUCAGAUGGUUUCCCAAAACUGCUCAUCUUCUGCUCUCUGGGAGUAUGGAUUGUCGUGUUAAAUUGUGGGAAGUCUAUGGAGAACGUCGCUGUAUUCGUACCUAUUUUGGCCACAGACAAGCCAUCAAAGAUGUUGGCUGGAAUAAUAAGGGAACACAUUUUCUUUCCGCUUCAUACGAUCGUUACAUAAAACUCUGGGAUGCCGAAACUGGAGAUGUAGUGUCACGGUUUACAGCUAGAAAAAUGCCUUUUUGUGUUAAAUUCCAUCCUGACAACGGAAAGCAGCAUUUGUUCGUUGCUGGAACAUCAGAUAAGAAGAUUAUUUGUUGGGACACUCGAAGUGGUGAUAUUGUCCAAGAAUACGAUCGUCAUUUAGGAGCUGUAAAUACAAUUACCUUCGUCGAUGAGAAUCGACGAUUUGUGACAACAUCAGACGAUAAGAGUAUGCGAAUUUGGGAAUGGGAUAUUCCUGUUGAUAUGAAAUACAUUGCCGAUCCUACAAUGCACUCCAUGCCUGCUGUCACAUUAGCACCCAAUGGCAAAUGGUUGGCCUGUCAGAGUUUAGAUAACAAAAUUGUGAUAUUCUCUGCUCUGAAUCGAUUCAAAAUGAAUCGAAAGAAGUCUUUUUCGGGACACAUGGUAUCGGGUUAUGCAUGCAAUUUGGACUUUUCUCCAGACAUGAGUUAUCUGAUAUCAGGAGAUGGUGAUGGCAAGUGUUAUAUUUGGGAUUGGAAGACGACAAAAAUGUACAAAAAAUGGCAAGCACAUGAGGGUGUGUGCAUAAGUACGCUCUGGCAUCCACAUGAACCUAGUAAGGUGGUCACAGCCGGAUGGGAUGGAUUGCUUAAGUUUUGGGAUUAAAUUAAAUUUUAUUCUUUUUGUGCAUAUGGACGGUUAAAAAAAAUUAUAUUAAAUAAGUUUCAUUUAAAUAAUGAA
Messenger RNA from Episyrphus balteatus (marmalade hoverfly), 1892 nucleotides. RefSeq names its product pre-mRNA-processing factor 17. Gene Ontology annotation, biological process: mRNA splicing, via spliceosome. Gene Ontology annotation, cellular component: catalytic step 2 spliceosome. The transcript is spliced from 3 exons. Bases 111 to 1817 code for a protein of 568 amino acids. The record is from RefSeq and is a predicted model, not a curated record. Gene Ontology annotation, molecular function: protein binding; mRNA binding. NCBI's taxonomy places the organism in Eukaryota, Metazoa, Arthropoda, Insecta, Diptera, Syrphidae.